AUGCAUGUGAGCAGAAGAAAGGUCCUCCAGCGAAGUUGUUGUGGUAUCUACGUGAUUCCAAGAUUCAAACGUUUGUUUGCAAAUGCAAAGGAUGCGAAGAAUUUGCAAUGGCAUGCUAGUGGGAGAAAAGAAGAUGGAAAGUUGAGACAUCCUGCCGAUUCUCCUCAGUGGAAGAACAUUAAUAAGAAGUUUCCUGAUUUCGGUGCUGAAAAUCGAAAUCUUAGGCUUGGACUAUGCACGGAUGGAAUGAACCCUCAUGGUAACAUGAGCAGUCGCCAUAGCACUUGGCCAGUUCUCUUAACAGUUUACAAUCUUCCUCCGUGGUUGUGUAUGAAGCGCAAGUACAUCAUGUUAUCAUUGCUAAUAUUUGGUCCUAAACAACCAGGAAACGACAUAGAUGUGUACUUGGCACCGCUUAUUGAAGAUUUAAAGAUGUUGUGGAAUGUAGGUGUGAUAGUAUUUGAUGCUCAUAGUCAAACCAACUUCACUUUACGAGCCAUGCUGUUCUGCACAAUCAAUGACUUCCCAGCAUAUGGUAACUUGUCAGGGUAUACUACUAAAGGGGCUAAGGCAUGCCCUGUUUGUGAAGAUGAAACAGUUGAUCUUUGGUUGAACAACAGUAGGAAAAAUGUGUUCAUGAGUCAUCGAACCUUUUUACCUAUUGACCAUCCUUAUCGAAAGAGGAAAAAAGCUUUCAAUGGAAAAUCUGAGACUGGAGUUGCUCGCUUACCAUUAUCAGGGGAUGUUGUUUAUGAUCGAGUGAAAAACAUUGAUAAUGUGUGGGGAAAAACUUCAAAAACAAGUCAAAAGGGUAUUUGGAAAAAGAGGUCUAUAUUGUGGGAUUUACCAUAUUGGGAGCACUUAUCUGUUCGACAUUGUCUUGAUGUAAUGCAUGUGGAGAAAAAUAUUUGUGAUAGCAUUAUCGGGACAUUGUUGAAUAUUCAAGGUAAGACGAAAGAUGGUAUUAAAGCUAGAAAAGAUAUGGUAGACUUGGGGAUAAGGACUCAAUUAGCAGCACAAGAAUCUGGAAAGAGGGCAUACUUACCUCCAGCUUGUUAUACUCUGUCUAAAAAGGAAAAAACAAGUUUUUGUAGCUGUCUAAAUGGUGUCAAGGUUCCUUCUGGCUAUUCAUCUAACAUUAAAAAGCUUGUUUCAAUGAAGGACCUUAAAUUGGUUGGUAUGAAAUCACAUGAUUGCCAUGUGCUAAUGCAACAUAUGUUACCUAUUGCUAUUAGAGGCAUAUUACCUAACCAUGUUAGACAAGCAAUUACAAAGCUUUGCUACUUUUUCAAUGUCAUUAGUAGUAAAGUUGUUGAUCCUGAGGUGUUGGAUUCUUUGCAAGCUGAUGUGGUAGUAACUUUAUGCCAGUUUGAAAUGUAUUUCCCUCCAUCAUUUUUUGAUGUUAUGGUGCAUUUAACAGUUCACUUGGUGUGGGAAAUUAAAAUGUGUGGUCCUGUAUUCUUGAGGUAUAUGUAUCCAUUUGAGAGAUACAUGGGAAUUUUGAAAGGAUAUGUGAGAAAUCGAUAUCGGCCAGAGGGGAGUAUAAUUGAAGCUUAUGGUGCUGAAGAAGUGAUUGAGUUCUGUACUGAUUAUUUGGCUAAUGUUCAGUCCAUUGGUGUUUCUAAAUCACGUCAUGAGGGAAGACUCACAGGAAAAGGUACCAUUGGGUUUAAAACACAUGUCCCAAGUCAAAUAAUCAGAAAUCAAGCACAUCAUCUCGUACUGCAGCAGCUUUCUGAGGUUCAUCCAUAUUUGGAACAACACUUGUCUAUUAUAAGGCAACAAAAUCCUUCUAAAGGUGAAAUGUGGGUGACAAAAGAACACAAUUCUACAUUUAUCACAUGGUUCAAAGAUACAGUGAUGCAAGAGUUAUCUCAAGUGCCAAAUAAUAUCACUGAAACCAUUAGAUGGUUAUCGUUUGGCCCUAGAUUUGUUGUGAGCACUUAUGAGGGAUAUGAUAUUAAUGGGUAUACGUUUUACACAAAAUGUCAAGAUAAAAAAAGUGUAGUGCAAAAUAGUGGAGUGACAUUAGUAGCACAAUCAACAGAGUAUUCUAGUGCUAAAGAUACUAACCCGGUAGAUGCUACUAUGUCAUACUAUGGAGUCAUUGAUGAAAUCUGGGAACUUGAUUAUAAGGUGUUUAGGAUUCCUCUAUUCCGAUGUUCUUGGGUUGAUAAUAGGCGGGGUGUCCGUGUAGAUGAUUUGGGUUUUACCUUAGUUGAUUUUGGUCGGCUUGGAUAUCAUGAUGAACCGUUUAUACUUGCAUCUCAAGCUAAACAAGUCUUCUAUGUUUCUGAUCCUAUUGAUAGUAAGUGGUCAAUUGUCUUACAAGGCAAAAGAAGUAUUGUUGGUGUUGGUGAUGUUGUUGAUGAAGAGGAAUAUGACCAAUUUGAUGAAACCCCACCAUUUUCUAUUGGUAUUCAACAUGUGACUUUAUGUGAAGAUAACAUUGAUACUAAUUACAUGCGUACUGAUCAUGAAGAAGGGUUGUGGAUUGACCACCCGACAGUAUAA
Molecule: messenger RNA, 2514 nt
Organism: Ipomoea nil (Japanese morning glory)
Lineage: Eukaryota; Viridiplantae; Streptophyta; Magnoliopsida; Solanales; Convolvulaceae
Exons: 1
Coding region: 1-2514 (837 amino acids)
Source: RefSeq, a predicted model, not a curated record